Molecule: messenger RNA, 363 nt
Organism: Mytilus trossulus (common blue mussel)
Lineage: Eukaryota; Metazoa; Mollusca; Bivalvia; Mytilida; Mytilidae
Exons: 5
Coding region: 1-363 (120 amino acids)
Source: RefSeq, a predicted model, not a curated record
AUGAAAAACGUGCUGACAUCCUUUAUUAUUUGUGUUGUGGCUUUACUUAUCAUUCGCACUGCGGAAUGUCAAGACGUGGGCUCGCCAUGUAAUGAUUUCUCAGAAUGCGGAUAUGGAAGUUAUUGUUGUGUUAGUAAGACCCGACCCAGGGGACGUAAGAGAAGAUCUUCAGACGCUAUCGGUACAUGUCAGAAUAUUGGAACCAAAGGGGCAGCCUGUCUUGUCAACAAUGAAGAAAAGCCUUUAGAUAGCAUAUUUUUCGUAAGCUGUCCCUGCCAGGCACCUCUUAAAUGUAUUGGAAGUGGAGUUAUAGACGUUCCUCUUGGCGAAAUGGGAACAUGUGGAUACCCGAAGAAAGGUUAA